This is a messenger RNA of Paramisgurnus dabryanus, 1422 nucleotides long. Lineage: Eukaryota; Metazoa; Chordata; Actinopteri; Cypriniformes; Cobitidae. The record is from RefSeq and is a predicted model, not a curated record.
UAAACAUGAAAAUACAUCAACAUUUGCCAAACAAAGCAUACUUGUACUCUAAUUAUUUAAAUUCGCAAGGAACUUUAUAUCCUGUGUAUUGUUUGCAAAAUGAAACGGAUGUGUUUCUAGGGGAUGACAUGACAGUGGAUACAGGGGAAACUUCAGACUUUUAGAAAUGGACUGUCAGGAGAAGCAGGAGGUGCCCGUUUAUACUGAUGUGGACAGAGAGACUUUUGCAAGGGACAUAUGUCCACUGCGCAGACCAGCGGUCUUGAGGAGCGUGCCCCUGGGACCCUGCGUGAGCUCGUGGACCGUGAGUUACCUCGCUCAGAAGGGGGGAGACCGCGAGGUCAAAGUGCACGUGUGCCCCGAGCCCAGAAUGGACUUUCUGCAUAAGAACUUUGUGUACAGGACGCUUCCUUUUGAUACAUUUGUUCAAAGGGCUGCAGAGGCAAAGCACUCAGAUUUUUUCAUUAGUGAGAAUGAAAGCUAUUACUUGCGUUCGCUUGGAGAAGAUGCUCGUAAGGAACCUGCUGAUUUAAGGAAGCAGUUCCCUGAGUUGGCAGAAGAUUUCCAUAUCCCAGAGUUUUUUGAGCCUGAGCAGUUUUUUUCUAGUGUUUUUCGUAUCAGUUCACCCGGCAUGCAGCUGUGGACACAUUAUGAUGUAAUGGAUAACCUGCUUGCUCAGGUUACAGGACGAAAGCGUGUUGUCCUCUUUAGCCCAAAAGAUGCCCUCCAUCUCUACCUCACAGGGGAUAAGUCUGAAGUUUUGGAUAUUGAUACUCCCGAUCUGCAGCGUUACCCUGAAUUUGUUAAAGCUUGUCACUUUGAAUGUGUUCUAGAACCUGGAGACCUGCUCUACAUUCCAGCUCUUUGGUUUCAUAAUACCCUGGCUUUGGAGUUUGGUGUUGGUGUCAAUGUGUUCUGGAGGCAUCUGCCAGCUGAGAGUUAUGAUAAGAAAGAUCCAUAUGGAAACAAAGACCCCGUUGCAGCUACACGAGCUCUGCAGGCACUGGAGCGGACUCUAGGCAUGUUGGAAGAACUUCCGAGUGAUUAUCGUGAUUUUUAUGCUCGCCGUAUGGUGCUGCGAAUUCAAACACGGGCUUACUGUGUGCAGGCAGCACAAAGGAAUUUAGACACAACAUAGCUUUUUGACUGAUUCCAAUAAAAAUGGAGAAAGGAAGAGAUUAAAUACUUGUUUAUUACCUUAAAAAUGUGACAAUGACUUCAGGGUACAUAUAUCUUUGUCGUGUCAUUGAUUUUAUUUAGCAUCUGUUUAUGUCUAGCCAGAUCAUCAAACUAAUCAGACACUGGUAUGUAUUUAUAUUAAAUAUAUAAAUAUCAGCACUACAGGUUGAUUGAGUCAAGUAACGCCAUCCGCACUUGGAAUUUGUCCUCUGCAUUUAAAGGGAUAGUUCACCCAAAAAUGAA